CUGUGACAUCCUUGUAGACUGAGUUUGGGUGUUUUUACCCUCAAUUUGCAUAAUAAGAGAAGAAGAGGGCGGACUCCCUAUAAGUCCCGUGGUUUUUAUCCUUCACAUCGAAGGGGUUUUCCACGUAUAAAAAUCGUGUGUCGUUUGCAUCUUUAUUCUUCAUAUUUGAUUGUGGUUUAUUUGAUGUGCUGCUGAUUUUGUGUGCUUGGUUAAUCAAUUGUGGUAAAUUGGGUCAAGUGUUUGGUUGGUUGUCUUGAAGUUGAUCCUUGUAGGUGCAUCCUACUUGUUGCUUCUCUCCCAACAAGGUGUGGUCCUGGCCAUGGCAUUAGCAUUGGGAGCCUUGGCAAGUACGAGGAGGAAGAGGAUGUGAGGGGUAUACUAGUUAGGAACUCAACUCUCACAGACACCACUAAUGGGGUUAGGAUAAAGACUUGGGCGCCUUCUCCUCCAAGCAAACUAUUUAAUGUCACCUUUCGAGAUAUUAUUUUGAAUCGAGUCAGCAAUCCUAUUGUUGUGGACCAACAUUAUUGCCCUAAUAAUGAGUGUCAACAUAAGGGAGAAUCUCAAGUUGGAAUUUCAAGGGUAAAGUUCAUAAACAUUGUUGGCACCACAGGCGAAGAAGUCUCUGUAAAAAUCGAUUGCAGCAAAGACAAGCCGUGUGAGGACGUGGAGCUCGUGCGCUUGGACAUUACAACUCAAAACAAUAAGCCUACCUUAGCAACUUGCUCCUCUUAUGGGGGUUAUUUUCUUCGAUGCCUCUCUCCAACUCAUUGUACCUAGCUAGUUGCAUUAAGGGGCUUAAAUGAAAUUUUGUAUUCUCUGUCUGAAAUAUUUUUUCUCAUUUUACUCUUAGUGGUUUUUAGUUUAAUUAAUACUCUAAAAUUAAUAUCGAUCAAUAGUUAUAUAAAAGAUUGAUGACCCAAAUUGUAAAAAGAUUGUCGAGCGAAAUCCCCUCUUUCCACCAUUUUCAAACCUCAAUUGUCCCAACUGCUUAUGUGCUGCAAUCCACCUCCACUCCACUCCACUCUUCUUGCUGAAAACCUUGCUGGACUCCCAUGGCGAAUCCGAAAUCCAGCCCCAAAUCCGACCCGGAAUCAUCCAAGUCCAACUCCCGAGCUGUUCUCAAGUUUCUUGCUGAGUUCAGCCCUUCAGAUUCCAAUUCCUCUCAAAUUCGAUCGCUUGCAAUCUUCACGCUUUCCGAUUCCCGAUCCGUAAUCUACCUCGGCACGACUUCAGGCUCUUUAGUUUCUGUAUCUGUAAACCCUAAUUCUCCCAGCACCCACUCUGCUCUGGCAUAUGACCGCCAAGUCACUGUGGGUGCUAGUCCUGUAAAUUCUAUACACGUGAUAGAGGAUAUUGGCAAAGUAAUUGCCCUGUGUGAUGGAUUUCUUUACUUGGUUGAUUUGCUUUUGCUAGAACCUAUCAAGAAACUCAGUCUGAUAAAGGGAGUAACUGUAUUAUGUCGGAGACUUCUAAGUAGGAGUCUAACCUUUACUAGAGACAGUGUUGUGCACCGAUCCAAUGAGAUGAAACGGAAAGAAGAGGGCUGCUUCUUUGCGGUUGCUGUUGGGAAGAAAUUAAUUGUGGUUGAGUUGGUUUUUGGCGGUUCUUUAGUGAUUUUGAAGGAGAUUCAGGGUCUCCCCGAGGGUUCUAUGGGCUUAGCAUGGGUGGAUGAUUCAAUUUUUGUUAGCACUAGAAAUGGGUAUUAUUUAUAUUCGUACUCAAGUGGUCAGGGAGGGCUGUUAUUUUCUCUACCUGAUUCGUUUGGGCGGCCUCUGAUGAAAGUACUGUGUAAGGAAUGUAAGGUUAUGCUAAUGAUGGAUAAUGUAUGCGUUAUUGUGGAUGCUGAAGGUCAGCCUGUUGGUGGCAGCUUGGUGUUUCAUGAAGCGCCAGAUUCAGUAGGAGAGGUAGGGCCAUAUGUGUUGGUGAUUAGAAAUGGGAAGGUAGAACUUUAUCAUAGAAAGUCUGGAAAGUGUGUGCAGCGAGUUCCAUUUGUGUCUGAAGUAGGUACUCGGGGUAUUCUGGCAGAUGAAGGCAAUGGAAAAGGAGAAUUUGUUGCUCUGGCACCAGGCUCCAAGGUCCUAUGUUUCCAAAAGGUAUCAUCUGAAGAUCAAAUUAAGGAUCUACUGCGCAAGAAAAACUUUAGCGAAGCUGUAUCUUUGAUGGAAGACCUCUGGAAUGAAGGUGAAAUUGCGAAGGAUAUGCUAUCCUUUGUCCAUGCUCAAGUGGGAUUCCUUCUGCUGUUUGACUUGCAGUUUGCAGAAGCAGUUAAUCACUUCUUGCUUUCAGAAACCAUGCAACCAUCUGAAGUCUUUCCAUUCAUCAUGCGGGACCCAAAUCGAUGGUCUCUGCUGGUUCCAAGGAACAGAUAUUGGGGCUUGCAUCCUCCUCCUGCACCUCUUGAAAAGGUUGUUGAUGAUGGAUUAAUGGCUAUUCAAAGAGCUAUUUUUCUCAAGAAGGCAGGUGUUGAGAGUACCGUGGAUGAUAAUUUUCUCUUCAACCCUCCAAGUAGAGCUGGAUUACUAGAGAUUGCUGUUAAAAACAUGACCAGAUAUUUGGAAGUUUCUCGCUUAAAAGAUUCAGCUUUGCCAGUAAAAGAGGGAGUUGACACCCUUUUGAUGUACCUCUAUAGAGCCCUUAAUCGCAUCAAUGACAUGGAAAAACUUGCAUCAUCUGAUAAUUACUGUGUAGUGGAGGAGUUGGAGUCGUUAUUGAGUGAAUCUGGGCAUCUAAGGACACUUGCUUUUGUGUAUUCCAGUAAGGGAUUGAUCUCUAAAGCUCUUGCCAUCUGGCGUACAUUGGCUAGAAAUUCAAACAACAUGAAAGAACUGGUUGGUGGAAAUGUUCUUCAAGACAACUCCAAGUGUAUUAACCCUGAUCAAGAGACAGCCGUUGCUGAGGCCUCAAAGAUUUUGGAGGAAUCAUCUGAUCAAAAUUUGGUAUUGCAACAUCUAGGAUGGAUUUCAGAUAUCAAUCAAAUUUUGGCAGUUCAAGUCCUCAUAUCAGAAAAACGAAUGGUACUGUUCUCACCAGAUGAAGUGAUAGCUGCAAUUGAUCCAAAAAAAGUGGAGAUUCUACUCAGGUAUCUCCAGUGGUUAAUUGAAGAGAAGGAGUCAGACGACACUCAAUUUCACACAACAUACGCUAUUUUGCUUGCUAAGUCGGCUCUUGAUGCUUAUGAAAUGGAACAUGUGUCGAAAAGCAAUGCAGGGAAUCCUAUCUUUGAGAGUCAUGUCAGAGAGAGGUUGCAGAUCUUCUUACAUUCGUCUGACUUGUAUGAUCCAGAAGAGGUCCUUGAUUUAAUUGAAGGAUCUGAACUGUGGAUGGAGAAGGCUAUUCUUUACCGGAAGCUUGGUCAGGAAACAUUAGUGCUACAAAUUUUGGCUUUAAAGCUAGAGGACUGUGAGGCUGCAGAACAGUAUUGUGCAGAGAUUGGUAGAUCAGAUGCAUACAUGCAGUUACUUGAUAUGUACUUGGAACCCAUGAAUGGCAAAGAACCCAUGUUUGCAGCUGCUCUUCGGCUUCUACAUAACCAUGGAGAAAUUCUUGAUCCAUUUCAAGUCUUGGAGAGAUUGUCACCUGAUAUGCCCCUUCAUCUUGCCUCAGAGACAAUAUUAAGAAUGUUGAGAGCCCGUCUCCACCACCACCUGAGAUCCACUCAGACUUGGUGAUAUCCUGAUAAGAGGUCUCACUUGAUGAAAUAUUGAGCCCCAUGUGACUAAUCUACAACUUCAUCAAUUGAGUCGGAAAUUCAUCUUUGAUUUAUUUCAAGUUUAAUUCUAGGUAAUCUACAGAAAAUCUCUAUGUGCCAUUUUUCUUUGAACUAACAGUACCUGGGAAGAAUAAGGAGAUAUUGUUAGC
Molecule: messenger RNA, 3861 nt
Organism: Cuscuta campestris
Lineage: Eukaryota; Viridiplantae; Streptophyta; Magnoliopsida; Solanales; Convolvulaceae
Source: the annotation of a GenBank genome assembly